Molecule: messenger RNA, 2025 nt
Organism: Ectocarpus sp. CCAP 1310/34
Lineage: Eukaryota; Phaeophyceae; Ectocarpales; Ectocarpaceae
Source: the annotation of a GenBank genome assembly
AUGGCCUCUGCUAACAUUGACCCCGCCGGAGCCGCCGCCCUAAGGCCGCCCUCCGGAUCACGGCGCGUUGCGACUUCGCCCGCUCCUGCCUCGCUUUCUGGGUCCUCCCCGUCGGAGAAGAGGACCCGUCCGCUUGAACCACCCCCGCCUGUGCCUGGUGCCCGCUCUUUGCCCCUUCGCCCUGCACCGGCUCCGCCGUUUGAUGACAAGUGCGAGUACGCUUCGGAUGACGUCCUUCUUUUCUGGAAACCUCCGUCUGUGUUCUCGCAAUGGACUCCUUCGGCUUUUGACGUACUGGGGGUACGUUAUUCAUGUGGUGAGCCACUUAUGAUGUCUGAAAAAGCGAAGUUGUUUGGAGAUAUGACGUCGUAUGACAAAAUUAUGGCUGCAACAGAUCCUAAGACACACAAGUUUUUGGGUCGAAACGUGCGUCCUUUCGACUAUGCUGAAUGGGAGCAUCGUCGUGAAGAGAUCGUGCUCACGGGGUCGUAUGCCAAGUUUGCUCGAAACCAUGAUAUGAAACAUCAUCUACUGGAGACGGGUACCCGCCUCCUUGCAGAAGCCAGCCCCUUCGAUCGUGUUUGGGGUAUCGGCAUGUCUGCAUGCUUUCCAGAUGCUAGCGAUUCAUCCAAGUGGGCGGCUAGCGGUAAAAACCUGUUGGGAAAAGCUUUGAAGGAAGUUCGACGCCUUUUGCGUGAUCAUCCCCUCUCUGGCGAAGAUUUCCCCGCUUCCAAUUCUCCCACGCCCCCCAUUUCGCAGCCUCCUCUCCAUGGACAUCGACGCAUCCAUGAGGUUGCUACUGCUACAGGUUGUGCCGAGCUCGAGCCGGGAGACGUAAUUGGAGUGUCUGCCGCGCCGCUACUACGAGUACCGGUGGAAACCCUGAAGGCGGCACCAUCUUCGAUUCCUACCGGCCCCACAACAUCUACAUCACCACCUCGGGUCAACGCCGUUGGCCCCAAGUCCGGGACUCACCGCUCUCCGGACCCAGCCUCUGCCCCGCCUCCUCCGAAGCCGCCUCCACAAGAACUACUCGACCGCUUCUCUGAGGCACAGCGCUCCAGCUUCAUGCGCGUGUGGGCUAGGCUGCCCGGACGAAGCCCGUUGCAUCACGCCCGUAUCGUAUCAAUAUACUACCGGAAAUUCCUCAAGAAUCUCGCCACCAAGGUGCGGCCUCUCAACUCACUUCUCAAACAAGGCGUCCCCUUCAAGUACACCCCGGGCAUGGUAAAGGUUGUCAAUACGUUGUUAAGCGAACUCGCUCGCCCCCCGAUUUUGGUCUUCCCGGAUUGGGCAGCAAUCGAGGACAACAGCCGUCCUCUUCGUUUGUGUUCCGACGCGUGCAUCGACGGUUUUGGCUCCUCCUUGGAACAAGGACAGCUCGAUGGCUUGGUGAGACCCAACGUGUACAUCAGCCGCGCUACUCUUCCUGCGGAGCGUAACUGGACCGUUUUGGAUCUGGAGGCUGGUGGCAUUGUUUGGGCCAUCAAAUGCCUUCGCGGUUAUCUGUGGUCGACCAAGUUCAUCAUCUACUCGGACCACAAAGCCUUGGAGAGCAUUGGCAAGGUUGGGGAACACAACGCUAGGGUGCAACGAUGGCUGGAAUUCCUGUCCAACUUCACCUACACCCUGAAAUAUCGGAAAGGUUCGGCAAACGGCAACGCGGAUUUUCUUUCGCGGUUGCCUUUACCAGCACAAGACACGGACAAAACCGGCCCCGACUGCAUUGAUGGUGUCGAUCAAGCGGGUGUUUUCCUCAUUUGGGCUUGCGGGCGCAACUAUCACUCGUCGUCUACGCCGGAGGUCCCGCUCGACAAACAACCGGACCGCCGGUCUGCUGCCGCCAUCCGCAACGCCGGCACCGGCGUUUUCGUCGACUGCUCUUGCGCCACCGGUGUCUUCGCCAUCAGCGGCGCGCCCUGCAUCCCCGACUUCGCCUUCUCUACAGGUUUCGCGCGGGACUUCGCCACUCACGAUGUCCCCUUCGCGGACAUCACCACAGACUGCGGCUGCCCCAGUCGCUGA